This is a messenger RNA of Trichoderma atroviride IMI 206040, 1500 nucleotides long. RefSeq lists its product as uncharacterized. The record is from RefSeq and is a predicted model, not a curated record. Gene Ontology annotation, molecular function: squalene monooxygenase activity; flavin adenine dinucleotide binding. Gene Ontology annotation, biological process: ergosterol biosynthetic process. Lineage: Eukaryota; Fungi; Ascomycota; Sordariomycetes; Hypocreales; Hypocreaceae. Gene Ontology annotation, cellular component: endoplasmic reticulum; membrane.
AUGUCGGAAACAAUGACAUCCUCACACACCUAUGCGCGCGAGCGGCGCGAUCGCUACCACGAAGCAGACGUCGUCGUCGUCGGUGCCGGCAUCUUUGGCUGCGCUGCCGCCUACGCGCUCGCCAACCAGGGCCGCUCCGUGCUUCUCCUCGAGCGGUGGAUGCACGAGCCCGACCGGAUCGUGGGCGAACUCCUCCAGCCCGGUGGCCUGGCAGCGCUGAAGAAGCUGGGCCUGGGCCACUGCGUCGAGGGCAUCGACGCCAUCCCCUGCUACGGCUACAACGUCAUCUACCACGGAGAGCCCUGCGCCAUUCCGUACCCCAGGCUCAACGAAAAGGGCGAGGUCACACAUGCCUGGAGCGGCAGAGGGACAGAGGGCGAGAAGCAGCAGGGAUGCGGAUUCCACCACGGCAAAUUCAUCACGCAGCUGCGAAAGGCCUGCCUGGGGCACAAGAACAUCACAGUGGUCGAGACCGAGGUUGUCAAGACGAUCCGGGGCGAGUUCGAAGACCAGAUCCUGGGCGUGGAGUCGCGCACCACGGUGGACAAGGAGGCCAACGAGAAGAAGAACGACUUCUUCUUCGGCAAGCUGACCAUUGUGGCCGACGGCUACGACUCCAAGUUCCGCAAGCAGGUGCUCGAGACCAAGCCCGUCGUCAAGAGCAAGUUCUACGCCCUCGAGCUGGUCGACACGGUCCUGCCCACGCCGCUGCACGGCCACGUCAUCAUCGGCAACGCCUACCCCAUCCUGCUGUACCAGAUCGGCACCCACGAGACGCGCGCGCUCUUUGACGUGCCGCAGAACAUCCCCGAGGCGUCGGUCGAGGCCGGCGGCGUGCGCGGCUACAUCAAGAAGCACGCCAUCCCGGCCCUGCCCGCGUCGGUGCGCCCAGCCGCCGAAAAGGCCCUCGCCGACGGCAAGAUCCCGCGCAGCAUGCCCAACAGCUGGCUGCCCGCCGUGCCGCAGACGCCCAACGGGCUCGUCGUGCUCGGCGACGCCCUCAACAUGCGGCACCCGCUGACGGGCGGCGGCAUGACCGUGGCCUUCAACGACGCCGUGCUGCUGGCCGAGCUGCUGCACCCCGAGCGCGUGCCCAACCUCGACGACGCAAAGGCCAUCCGCGACGCCAUGCACAAGCUGUACUGGCGCCGCAAGAACUUCACCAGCAUCAUCAACACGCUCGCCCAGGCGCUGUACUCGCUCUUCGCCGCAAACGACCGCCAGCUGCGCGCCCUGCAGAUGGGCUGCUUCGAGUACUUCCGCCGCGGCUGGACCGACGGCCCGGCUGGCCUGCUCGGCGGCAUCAUCCAGCGGCCCCUGGUGCUGGCGUACCACUUCUUCUACGUCGCCUUUGUGGCCAUCUGGAUGAACGCCUGCAACGUCAUUGGCGGCCCGCUGGGCUUCUGGAAGCUGCCGCUGGCGAUACUGGACGCCGUGCUCAUCUUGUGGAAGGCGUGUAUUGUCUUUUUGCCCGUCAUCUGGCGUGAAGGAUUUCAGUAA